Messenger RNA from Eutrema salsugineum, 990 nucleotides. RefSeq names its product protein DEHYDRATION-INDUCED 19 homolog 2. NCBI's taxonomy places the organism in Eukaryota, Viridiplantae, Streptophyta, Magnoliopsida, Brassicales, Brassicaceae. The transcript is spliced from 4 exons. Bases 175 to 837 code for a protein of 220 amino acids. The record is from RefSeq and is a predicted model, not a curated record.
UCCUUUGGGUCUUUAAAAAGACCGUCUCUUUUUUUUUCCUUGACAUUUUCUCUCUCACGAGGGUCUAAAGCUUAUAAGCUGACAUGUGCAAGUAAACCACACGACGAGGAGGUCUAGUUACCUAAUUUAAAGGGUCUCAGGUUUUUGCCGAUUUGUGGAGAUUCAGAAUCAGAGAUGGAAGACGAUAUGUGGGCAGUUUCCUCUUCCGGCUCUUCUAGGAGCCAUCGAUCAGCAACGGCUGCUAAGUAUCAGUCUGGUUCUUAUCUAGAUACGGAAGAUUUUGAAGAAGAAGAUGAUGAUAUAGCAGUGGAUUACCCAUGCCCGUUUUGCUCGGAUGAUUAUGAUUUAGUUGAAUUGUGUCACCAUAUCGACGAAGAACAUCAACUUGAAGCUAAUCAUGGGAUAUGUCCGGUUUGUAGCAAAAGGGUGAAGAUGCAUAUGGUGGAUCAUAUAACCACACACCAUAGAGAUGUCUUGAAGAGUGAGCAGAAGCAAACAUCAUACAUGGAAGAUCCAUAUUCAUCGGAUAAGUAUCUUCAGUCUCUUCUUGAUGAGUUGCCGCCAUCUAUGAAUCACCAUCAUACCUCUAAAACUGUUGUUUCUGAUAAGUUUUUAUCGUUCAUCAACAAUUCUCCAUUGCCGAAUCAGACCAAACUUGUGCAGCCUGAUUCAAGUGUACAAGAACAGACUUUGAAUAAGGAUUCUUCGACAGAAGAAGACUGGAAAUCGUCGGCUCCUUUAUCGGAUACUGAACAAUUGGAGAAGGCAAAGAAGUGUGAGUUUGUACAGGGACUAUUGUCAUCAGCCAUGUUUGAUGACGGAUGUGACUUCUUCUGAGUAAAAGAAAAUAAAGAUGUGAAGGCUCUGUAAUGGCAGAGGCAAUUCACUGGCAUUGUUGUAAUUUUAUUCAGUUCUUUCUAUUUAUAUCUGUAUCUUUUUCAGACUAAACGUGGUUCUAGUCUCAUAAUAUAAGCCGAUGCGUUUUCAGUU